Molecule: messenger RNA, 959 nt
Organism: Sinocyclocheilus rhinocerous
Lineage: Eukaryota; Metazoa; Chordata; Actinopteri; Cypriniformes; Cyprinidae
Product: claudin-23-like
Exons: 1
Coding region: 62-787 (241 amino acids)
Cellular component (GO): membrane; bicellular tight junction
Molecular function (GO): structural molecule activity
Source: RefSeq, a predicted model, not a curated record
CAACCGGAAACAAAUCCAUCCAUUGCCAGCAAGGCUAUUUUUGUGACCCGAAUCCAUCAUCAUGCGAACUCCAGGGAUUUUUAUUUUUGGGUUGGUGCUCGCGCCUUGCGGCUGGAUCCUGGAGCUGACCAGCACCGUGGCACCAGCCUGGCGCACGAUCAACAACAUCCCGGGGGAACCCAGCGACCUGGUCCUCCAGCAAGGAUUAUGGGACAUCUGCAGGACUUUCACAUCGUCCCGGGAUAUUCUGUGCAACCAGCAGGACACGCAGUACUUCAGCGCCCAGAUCAUCCAGAUCGCCAGAGGUCUGAUGCUGUCGUCGCUCAUUCUCAAUGUCAUUGCCAUCGGCGUGGCAGCAGUCGGAGUCCGAUGCUGGACUGAGAAACCGCUCUGGACGGUCGCUGGGGUCGGAGGUCUCCUCAUCUUCAUCUCAGGGGUCCUCACCAUCAUCCCAGUGGCGUGGUACACUCACACCAUGACCUCCAUCUUCUCCGCAUCCACCGAUGUUCGUGUGGGAUACUGCCUGGUGCUGGGCUUCAUCGGCGGGAUCAUGGAGGUCCUCGGUGGGCUGGUGAUGUCCAUCGGUUUGUGCCGGCGCUGCAGCGGUCAGAAGCGCGAUCCCUCUCCGCCGCGCAGAGACACGGUGCCCAGCGUCAGCAGCGGCAGCAGCGUCCCGUAUUACUCCAAACAAAGCGAGGUGGACUUCGCACGGGCCAAGAGACAACAGGACAGCAGACCAGCGACUAGCACUGCUUAUGAAGCACGACCUUACGACACAGAUUUGUGAAAGAACUAACUUUUGAUCUUGUGAACAAACUGAACGCAAGAAACCUUACGAAAAUCACCAUGAUAACCGUCGCUUACCGCGUAAAAAUCGCGAUUGUCGAUCAGAUGAAAUCAGCUAGUUUCUCUUUUUAAUGACCGUUCUGUUUAGUGGUUAUCCCUAUUAGAUUUAUUAA